AUGUCAAUGACAACAACUUCAAUUCCUUUGAACUCUCCACGCCCUCGGCCUAGAAAACGUAAAGAUCAAGCUUGUGAACCUUGUCGGAAGGCGAAAACACGAUGCGAUCAUACGAUACCGAUUUGUUUGAGGUGUCAACGAAAAGGUGCCGCUACAAAUUGUAUAUACGUCCCUUCGCAUCCCUCUAAUCAUGGCCAUUCCUCCAACAGCUCGAUAUCUGGCUUUACUCAUCGCGUCGAAGAUGUUAUAAACGACCCUCAACCCACGCCCAAAAUCUCCGAGUCUACGGAUCUACGCGUAGAUGGUGCUGCGCCAUCGAGGAAGGUGCUCGGGUUUUAUGGUCCCACGAGCUUUUCGGCACCAUUUCUCGAAAAUGAGAAUGACUUCGUGUCGGAUGUUGAUGAAGGAGGAGAAAGUCCGCUUGACCCAAUUUCGACUUCAACGUCCCCCACUUUACCGAUACUCGCGAAUGAUCAACAAAACGCCCAAAUGUCUUCGGGCAUCAGAAUUCUUAGUCAACUUCCAGAUCAAGUGACCUGUGAGUUUCUUAUGGCUCGUUAUUAUACUGUAAAGUCAAUGGAGUAUGCCUUUCAUAAGCCCACCAUCUUAUAUUGCAUGCAAUCUCUGUGGACCACUUUUGGUCAAAGCCUACGACGUCCGAGGAAAGUAGAGAAGCUCCGAGAUAUAGUAAACUUGUUGAGUAGAAAUACCAGCACAGAUUUCCCCGAUUCUGAAGAUGGAAAGGCUUGGUUAUCUUCAUUGUCGGGACAACAGGCCGCUGUGAUGAGAAACAAGGAGCAAGAAUCUUUUUUUGAUACACAAUCAGGCAGACGAAAGAACAGACUUGUGUUUGCUACAGAACUGCACGACUGUGCUGAAGACUGCCUGCAAAUUUGCAGCAAGAUGGAUGUUGGUAAUAUCCUAAUGUUGAGUCUUUUAUGGAAAACGAACACAUUGGAGAGCAAGAUCAUCGGAGAUACGUCCGUCAAAUUAUGGAGACGACAAGGUGAAACAAUUCAUCUUGCUACAGCUCUUGGUCUUCAUCAUUGUGAUGCUCGUCCCGAUGCUGGCGUUACAACGUCUCUAGAGAUCAAAAGGCGUAUAUUCUCUGCUGUAUUUGUCAAUGAUAAAACAUUAUCAAUUUUCACUGGCAGACCUCCUGGAUUAAGCCAUCGCUAUAAUUCUUGUCCUCUUCCCCUUGAUCUGGAGGACGAAGUUCUCCUUGCUGAUAAGGAGGCCAUUCAAGAAGCAGCUAGCAAGCUUGAUGAAAAUGGUUGGAACAAAGAGGAUGAAAUACUCGAAAUAUCCCUUGGCAAUGUCAACCAAUUCUCUGAAGGCCGUAUAUUGGAACUACGAAAACGUAACGAAGAGCUUCAGGAUCAACUUCCACCGUGGCUUCGCCUUUCAGCUUCUACCCCGACCAAUUUUUCUACGACAACUCACUGGAUUCAGACUACACUCAAAUUCAAUUGUCUUCAGUGCACCUUUAUUUUAGAACAAGUUUUCGUCAAAAAAGUUGAUGGUGAUCGGCAACCUCUUCUUGAUACUUCAAGACAACUUUUGGCAUUGACUGUCUCAAUGUGGACUUCCAGAGAUCGAUUUCUAACGUAUUAUUCCGAGUAUGAUUGGAUCAUCAUGUGUUACGGAAUUCCAUCGGCAGGUGUCAUUUGUGUCGAACUUAUCAAAGAGAUGGGAAACCCGGCAAUCGAGCCUGCCUAUUACUUGCCACGGUCUGAAGUCAUUCAAAACCUUAGUCUACUAGUCGGAUUUCUGGAUUGGGUACGGCCGACAGCUGCGAAUCAUGACUUAUGUGGACGAAUGCAACAAAUCGUCAAGAGGACAUUGGAUAAGAUUCUUGACCCACCUAAGAUCACAAAUACUCCGCGAACAUCUAGUGCCACAACAGUCCCAAUUUCAGACAUGAAUUUUGAACACAUAGUUAUGGAUGACCUGGAUUGGUUGGAUACCAUUGAUUGGGCAAAAGGACCAUUUAUGGACUUAAGAAUGGAAGGAUAUAAUGAGUUUUCUUGA
Messenger RNA from Sclerotinia borealis F-4128, 2031 nucleotides. NCBI's taxonomy places the organism in Eukaryota, Fungi, Ascomycota, Leotiomycetes, Helotiales, Sclerotiniaceae. The record is from the annotation of a GenBank genome assembly.